UUGGUCUUGUCUUCUCAACCCUUUCGGAGAAUUGUUCCCAAAUGUCCUGGGAGACACUGAAUCCCCAAAUCACUCCACUGGAAGGACACAGUCCCCCGCCCUUGGAGGACUGCGAUGACUAUCAAGUGAGAGGGGACUUGUUUGUAUUUGUGGACCAUCGACAACACGGACGGGUUUGCUCAGUGCAGGAAGCUUUCGGGGAAGAAAGACUGUCAUUGGAGCACGUCCACUCUCUUGUGAAGACAUUCUUCGACAACAGCCUGUCGCCCCCCGUCUACCACGCACAUUGGAAGUGCCUCUGCUCACUCCCACUGCCUGCCUGUCAGAAUGACUUUGUGCUGAGGGAUGUGUGUUCCCCCCACCUCCUCAUCACACAAUGCCUCACUCUCGCAUUGACCAGACCAUUGUGGGACUAUCCUCUGUCCAGGUCAAUCACGCUGAAGGAAGCACUCCUCACGUUUCUGAUAAACAUGACCUGGUUUUCCUUCCGCUGUGGGAUAAAGGAAACAUUCGAGUCAUUCUAUAAAGUAUACACCUGUCCCCGUGGGUGGUGGAACAAACGAACUCUCCGAUUGUUCUUUGAUUUGGUUACUCCCACGUUCUUCCCACCCUCCCCCCUCUGUCCCCACACAACAUACUGUCUGAGGAAUCAACAAAUGGGCACGUUGACUGCAUUCGCCCAGGGACUCACCAACAAGUCUCCUCAACAAGUCAUUCAUGAACUCAGUCUGUCCCUCCCAACAAGACCUGCCUUUGCUAAGGGCAGUGUCGGGGAAAUUACUAAAUUUAAUAUAUUCGGGCAGGACUUUGUACUCUCAGAGUCCCUCAUUUCGCGGAAUGUGGUCUCCUUUAUGGUGAGACAGGAAUGUGAAUUGUUGUAUGACUUCAAUUCGGGGGUGGCAUACUUUCUGGGCAGCCAACUGAUCGUGCAGUAUUUGACUGAGUUGUUAGUCAAGUUGGCCGACGAGUGGGGCAUCCAAUCAUGGGACUGCAAAGUAAUCAUUUGAGUGAUUGGACAAAGAGGGAGACCGAGUCACUCAUUCGAGACAUGGACAUGUACCGGCGGGCAGUCAUUACAUAUAGUCCUCACCCCCCUCCUUCCAAUUUAAUUCACACUCUCCAAAAGGUCGGCCAACUCAUUCAAAUUAGACAUUGGACUACUUCCACGCUGGGAAGGAAGCCUUGGACUACACAGACUGGUCGUGCGAGGUGUUCAGAGGACUGGUUGAGGAUUGUGAGGCACUCCUGUCGUCCAUCGAGAAAGAGGCGGGCAACGUGUCUUCAGUCAAGGAUUUGGAGAAUAAAAUGAAAAAUGGAAAGCGAGAGUUCAUUUUGAAAGUGGAGCAAGUUCAAAAUAAAUAUCGGGACACAAUCACGUCCAGUUGGCCCAACAACAAAAUCGCGGAAAACUGCAUGAGUCACAUUUAUCUUCCCUCAACGACCAGUUCAGCCAAGUCGAUUCUCCACCGCUUCGAAGAAUUGGCGGAUUGUUUAGAACAAAUUACCCGCCGGGCAGACACACUAUGUCGAGAAAAGGAAGGCGAGUUGGAACGGAUAAAAAACAAGUUCAUUCUCUUCCGGACUGAUCUGUCUGCUCUGUCUUCGAGGAUUGACAGCCAAUCAGACGACGUGGUCACAGAAAUCGCAGAAAUAGGCAAACAAGUGAGGGAGGAGUGGCAAGUGGCAGAAAGACUAAAAAAUGAGAUCGAGGACAUG
This is a messenger RNA of Octopus sinensis (East Asian common octopus), 1716 nucleotides long. RefSeq lists its product as uncharacterized. The transcript is spliced from 2 exons. NCBI's taxonomy places the organism in Eukaryota, Metazoa, Mollusca, Cephalopoda, Octopoda, Octopodidae. The coding region runs from base 42 to 1007 and encodes 321 amino acids. The record is from RefSeq and is a predicted model, not a curated record.